AUGAAAUAUCAAUAUUAAGAAACCUUUUGGCAGUUCAAGAAAGGAUAUAUGGUAAACUUUAUUUGAUAAUUAUAGAAUCAAAAUCUUGCACUUGAUAAUAAAUAUAAUACAUUAGAAGGAGAACUUGAUGAACUUAAAUUAGAUAAUUAAAGAUUAUUAUAAAUUAAUGAUCAUUUGAAAAAAUAAUUAUAAAAAGUUAGAAAUGAAAGAAAUUAAUUUGAAAGAGAAUUGAGAAUUAUGUUAAUUAUUUCAUUUAAAUAGAAGUUUAUAAAAAAUAUAAAAAAAGAAAGGAUUAAUUAAUUAAGAAUUGAAAAAGAUAAGUAUUUAUAAUCUGAAUAAUUAGUAUCUGCUUUAUAGUUACUAGCUGAACUGUUAAAAUAGGAAUAGAUUAGAACAAGAUAAUUAGAAUUAGAGAUUGAAAGAUUGAUAAUUAAAUUAACCAUUUCUUGA
This is a messenger RNA of Paramecium sonneborni, 450 nucleotides long. The record is from the annotation of a GenBank genome assembly. NCBI's taxonomy places the organism in Eukaryota, Ciliophora, Oligohymenophorea, Peniculida, Parameciidae.